Molecule: messenger RNA, 5025 nt
Organism: Globicephala melas (long-finned pilot whale)
Lineage: Eukaryota; Metazoa; Chordata; Mammalia; Artiodactyla; Delphinidae
Gene: TTI2
Product: TELO2 interacting protein 2
Cellular component (GO): cytosol; nucleus; TTT Hsp90 cochaperone complex
Source: RefSeq, a predicted model, not a curated record
GCUGAAGGUAACGGCGGCUCUGUUAGUGUCACGCCUUAGAGAUUUAUUUCUCAGGCUCUUUAGGAUUUUUUUGUUUUCUCUUCUUCUUUUUUUUUUUUUUUGAGUCUUCAGAGAGGCAAGAGUAAUUUCUCCCUUCCACUGUUGGGAAUCUGAGCUUCUGUUACUCUCAGAGAACCCCCUUUCCCGCAUCUUUUCCUUUAUACCUUUACUCUUCUGCGGGCUAGACUCUCCCUCGGUCCUCCAAGACGUCUCGCCGUUUUAUUUGAUUUUAGUUCUGUUCUUUGAGAGAAUCCCAGCCCCGGAGUUAUCUUUCCUUCCCUCUUUAGCGGACCCCUGCUCGCCUCCAUCCUCGUCCUCGGUCUGAGGCAUGGAGCCUGACGGCUCUCGGGAAUCCCCACCGCGGGAGGGCUCUUCCUGUCCUGGACAGUGGCCUUUCUCCGCCCUCGGACAGGCCUUCUCCCAGAUCUUGCACCAGUUUGCCGGUCAGGAAUCCCGACGGGGCAAGGCCAGAAAUGCAGCUCUUCGGGACCUCAGUGCUGUACUAGAUGCCAAAGAAUGUGAUCAGUUGUUUGCGGGGAGUGACACCUCGCUCCGUGGAAUGCCCGAGAUGCUGGGGCAGGUGGCAAAAGCCCUGGGGAAGUAUGCAGCUCCUCCCGAGGGGCCGGAAGGGGGAGGUGAUCGUCACUCCGAAGUGGCCGAGAAAGCGGCAGCAGUUGGGUUACUCUUCCUUAAGCUGUUGAGGAAAGUUGAGACCGCUAAGAAUUCCUUGGUUUGCUCUGCAUGGAAGGCAGGCCUCCGUCACUUGGCAGGACCCAUCUAUAUUUUUGCCAUCACACACAACUUGGAGCAACCAUGGACCAGCCCAAAAUCUCAGGGCGUCGCUGGACAGGUGCUCGCCUUACUGCUUCAGGUUACUGAGUGUGGUUCUGUGGCUGGAUUCCUCCACGGAGAAAAUGAAGAUGAGAAAGGGAGAUUUACUGCGGUCAUGGGGCUUCUCAAACCCGAUUUGAAUAAGGACUCCUGGAAGAGUAACCCAGCCACCAAACAUGUUUUCUCAUGGACUCUGCAAAAGGUCACUCGACCCUGGCUGAGCCAACAUCUGGAAAGGGUACUUCCCCCGUCAUUGCUCAUCUCAGAUGACUAUCAAACCGAGAACAAAAUCCUGGGUGUCCACUGCCUCCAUCACAUUGUGCUAAAUGUGCCAGCUGCUGAUCUGCUGCAGUACAACAGGGCCCAAGUCCUAUACCAUGCCCUUUUCAACCACCUGUACACACGGGAGCACCACCUCAUUCAGGCUGUGCUCCUGUGUCUGCUGGAUUUAUUCCCCAUCCUGGAGAAAGCCCUGCACUGGAAGGGAGAUGCAGCCCGACCCACCACACAUUGUGACGAGGUCCUGCAGCUGAUUCUGACGCACAUGGAGCCCGAGCACCGCCUUCUCUUACGCAGGACUUACGCAAGAAACCUACCGGCUUUCGUGAAGAGGUUGGGGAUCUUAACUGUCCGGCACUUGAAGAGGCUGGAUCGAGUCAUCAUUGGUUAUCUGGAGGUUUAUGAUGGACCCGAGGAGGAGGCUAGAUUGAAGAUAUUGGAAGCCCUAAAACUUCUCAUGCAGUAUACUUGGCCCAGAGUUCCCUGUAGACUUGUGGUCUUACUGAAGGCUCUCUUGAAACUGAUAUGUGAUGUAGCAAGGGAUUCAAGCCUCACACCCGAAUCUGUUAAGAGUGCCUUGUUAGAAGAGGCCACAGACUGCCUGAUUCUCCUGGACCGCUGCUCUGAAGGACAGGUGAAGGGUCUCCUGGCUAAAAUUCCCCAAAGCUGUGAAGACAGUAAGGUGGGGAACUGUAUCCGAAGAGUGCAGCAGGUUUCUGAAGGAGCUCCCUACAAUGCAACUUAAGACUUGUAUUACUUUCCUGAAGAGGAAAGGAUUUUCUUUCUGUUCCAAUUGUUUCAAAUGGAAUCAUUUCAGGAAAAAGGUAUAUUUAUAUUAAACAUUAUAACUUAGAUCUUCUUUUUCCUUCUUUCCUUUUUACUCCCAUAGAAGUAGGGAAAAGAAAACAUGAAAAAAUUGAAGUCUGGACAUUUCUAAAUAAAGGGGGGAGGGGGAGGAAUGCAGGGGGAGGAUACCAAGGAAACGGGUGGGUAGCAUUUAAAAUUUAGAAAUAUUUACACCCACAAACUCAUCGGUUACGUUUCUUGGGCUCAAGCUGUUACUCCAGCACACGUAACAAUGCUAUAAAAAUACUCUGUUCACAAUUUAGGCUUUUCUCCACUCCCUCCCAUAUUUUUUGCCCCACAGAAGUAGCAUAAAUAUUAAAAACACAAAUAUUGUGUUAAAAACAAGAUAAAGAGCAAAACCCAGAAGUGUGUAUGUGUUUAAGAUAAAAAAAAAAGGGAAGAAGUUCAAAAUGUCCAGUCCUGUUUAUAAACGUCUGAAGGGAAAUCACGUGGUUUUGGCCUUGGCCUCGGGCUCUGUCUCCAGCUCGUACUCUAUCUCUACGUAUGCUUUUUUCCUCCUCAAAGGUCCUUUCAAGGGUGCUUUGCCUUUGUGUUUAGUGUCAACGGCCUUUUCUUCUUCCUCACUGGAGGAUUUAUCAUCCUCAUCUUCAUCACCGCUGGCGUCCAGUUUAUCCAUGUCCUAAUGUGGGGAGGGAAAAAAAUAGGAAAGACGCUAGAUUCAUUCCCCAAACUGCCUAUUUAGAACUAAAACUAGAGAAUUUAUCUGCUCUGUGUGACCAGAACUCCCCUCCCCCUUUUUUGUCUGAAGCCAAGGACAGAUUUUUACCCAUGAACCUCACCUCAAAAUCACUUAUGUCACUCUCAUCAACUUCAUCAUCUUCCACAAACUCUCUUUUUCCCACAUCCUAAAAUAAAAUGUAACUAUUAUGUUCAAGAUACAUAAUGAAAAUUCAGCUUAGACAUCUGGUUUUAUUCUUUGAUAAGUGCAUCAAUAACAUAAACAGAAUGAGAGUCUACUUACUAGGCAAGCAAAAUCAACUUAUUUCCAAGUUUAAUACUUCUGAAUUUAAAACACUUCAGGGAUAUCAAUUCUCAUGCCUGAUUUAAAUCAUUAGAGAUAAAACAUCCUCAUUUUAAAUGGUUAAAAUCAAUAUACAGUACAAGAGCAAACAAUUCUUUGCACAUUCAACAAAAAGUAUUAAUUUCAAAUAUUAAAAAAUAGUUUACUACUAGGAAAAGUUACACCUGUGUACCUGUGUGAGUCUAUUGUGAAUCUACUUGUUAAAUUUGCCCUUUACCUAAAAAUACUAUCAUUUAAGUACUUCCCCUAUAUUAACAGUAAAAUUAAGCCCCUUGUAAAUUUCAGUAGGUUGCUUAAUGUUAUAUUCCCUCAGCUAAUAAGGACCCUUCAUUUGUCAUCUUGCAGGAAAAAUUUUAGAAUGCUAAUAAAUAAGAUCAAAUUGUCAAUGCAUAAAUAGUUUGUUGGCUGAACCUGGAGAACAAAGCAGCCACUUCUGAACCAAAUUAAUCAAAAAUGAUAGGAAAAAAUAACCAAAUAUCUAUUUUGGUUAGGGAAAUGAAAAUGAUAUUCUCUCUCAAUUACAUAAAAAUAGAUCUCAUUGGGCUGGUGGCGCAGUGGUUAAGAGUCUGCCUGCCAAUGCAGGGGACACGGGUUCGAGCCCUGGUCUGGGAGGAUCCUACAUGCAACAGAGCGGCUGGGCCCGUGCGCUGCAACUACUGAGCCUACGCUCUAGAGCCUGCAAGCCACGACUACUGAAGUCUGUGAGCCCUGGGCCCGUGCUCCGCAACGGGAGAAGCCACCGCAAUGAGAAGCCUGCACACCGCGACAAAGAGUAGCCACCCACUUACCACAACUAGAGAAAGCCCGUGCACAGCAACGAAGACACAACACAGCCAAAAAUAAAUAAAUAACAUCUGAAGAGCCACUGUCUGCCUCCUGCUGUUCCAGGGCCUUGUCGAAGGCAUGGAUGGGGAAGUUGUAGAUGUCGCCAUACUAAAGAACAUAAACGUGGGUCAGCUUUAACCACAUUUGGAUCUUAUGCUUGAAGUCCACCGUCCAACAAGUAUAUUAUUUUCCUCAGUGAUCAAACAAGAAUAAUUAGUAAUAUUACUAUAUUAUUGUCAGGCCUAGAGCCAGCAGUGUCUUUCAAAAACCCAUAUUUGACAUUUAAAUAAUCAGUGAUUAAUACCAAACAGGCACCUUCUAUGAAGGAUGGAUACCAGAUCACUUAAAACUUAAUAGUCUAUAAAACCCAUGGAUUGGAACAAAUGUAAUUUUGCUGAUAAAGGGGAAAUAGUAGGAAAAAGUAAGUUUUAUUCAUGUUUCUGUAAAUGACAUAAAUUUUUCAAAAGACAAUAAAAAUUCAUUUUAAAGAACCUUAAAAGUCUAGGAUGAAUAGGCAGGAGGAUCGAAACUGUACGGCUUUUAUAUAGAGAUCUGGAGUUGUUGUGUUUGGGAGGGGGAGUUGGGAAUAAUGGCAAAAAAGGAAAGGUCUCUCUACUGAAGUAUCAAGAGUAACUAAAGUAUUUUAUGUGCUUGAUCAGGAAACUAAAAUGAGGAAGCCAGGGCCUAUAUGAUAUCUAUUUUAUUCCAGUAAUAAAAUCAAGGUGAAGAUCUUUCUAGCAUCCUUAAAAAUAAAACACAUUUCCCACUAUUCCUACAUUUCCUAGCAUAUUACCACCUAAAAAAUAAAAUCUGUACCCCAAAGUUCCUAGCUUUCUCACCGUAUCUUGUUUCAGUCUCUCUAGCAAUUCCUUUUCGAUGGCGUUGUCCAGCUGAGCAGCUAUUAAUGCCUUUUCCUGUAAGAGAAAAAGAGCAAACCCAUUUACUUCAUUAGACUCAUUUUUCAGCCUGUAGAAGUGGGAGAAAUCAAGUUUUUAUGUGAAAGAUGUAAUCCCCUUUUCCCUCUUACUGUAAUAGGAACUUCUGCCUGUCCAACCAGAUAUAUGUAUCUUUAAAAAAAUUCCUAUGGUUUUAUGAAUAGAUUUUUUAAAAUAGUUUGAUCAUUUAUUUUUAUUUUUUAAAAUUUAUUUAUUUGGUUGCACCGG